CGAGCUCUUUUUCCACUUUACUUUCUCUUAGCUUUCGCUUCGCAUCGAUAUUGAAGCAUUAAAAGAGAUGAAGAGUUGCAGAGCUUGAAAAGAUCUUUCAAUGGCGAAUCCUCCAAGAAUCCGCAAAAGGGUUCAUGCAGUUCGUCGUGCUCCUGAUGGAAGUGCCUUUGAGAAGUGCGACAACUGUGGUGCUUCGGUGCCAAUUGCUUUGGCUGAUAUGCACGAAUGCGAAGCUCAACCCAAAACGGCUGUGAAGAGAUUCAAAGGUCUCAAUGGGAAGCAAAACAUUGUGGAACGAUGCUAUAGUGACCAACCCAGAUCGCCUUUUCGAAUCUUUAUGGAAGAUUUUAUGAACACUUGCAAGAAGAGGAAAUUGAUUGACAUUGAUCGAAAAGGGUUUGAGAUUUGGAGAAACAUGUCCAAGGAGGAAAGGCAGCCAUAUGUCAACAACGCUACAAAGGUGAACUUAGCUUAUCUUAAAAGUUUGAUUCAAGAGGUUCACGAUUCAUCAGAGGUGGAUGAAGAGGCAGAUUCAGCAAUGGUGGGGAAGUUUGAUCCGUUCUAUGAAGACUAUGGAUACAAUGACAACUCUGAUAGCUUUGAUAGCAUGGGAGGAUUUGAAAGUUUAAACACCUGGGAAUGGGAAAUGGUGAAACCCUGGAUUGCUGAGAGUUCUCGAUAAUAUCAAAGACUGGCCUAAAGAUUCCCUUGCAUUGGACUUAAAAAACCUAAAUAGGCAAUGGUGUGGAUAAUUUUUGCCAUGAUCCACUUUCUCAAAAGGCAAGUCGUUUGGCUAUUGUAAGGUAACAAUAGGAGUUGAGGUUUCCAACCAAAAUCGUUGGCUAUUCUUCCUUUGUAGAGUUCAAAAGGUUUCACAUUUUGGGUUGUGCUCUAGAAUUUUUAUUGGGGAUAGAAAGUGUGAACUUGAUACUUGAAAGGAAGCAUUUUGCCUAUAA
Molecule: messenger RNA, 956 nt
Organism: Hevea brasiliensis (rubber tree)
Lineage: Eukaryota; Viridiplantae; Streptophyta; Magnoliopsida; Malpighiales; Euphorbiaceae
Exons: 7
Coding region: 101-682 (193 amino acids)
Source: RefSeq, a predicted model, not a curated record